AGGAGAAGAAAAAACUAGUUCGAGAAUUUGAUGAGAAACAACGUGAAGCAAAUGAAACGCUGCGGGAAAUGGAGGAAGAACUGAAGUAUGCUCCUCUGCCUUUCCGCAACCAAAUGAUGAGCAAAAUCCGUGCCUAUAGAAGAGACCUCUCCAUGUUCCAGAGAGAGAUGAGAAGCACAGAUUUGGGACUGGGCCCUGGAAGUCAAAGCGAUAUAAAAUAUGGAAUCUUCUCCACAGAAAAUGAACAGAGUACCAAUCUGCAGUCACAGAGGGUGCUGCUUCUCCAGGGAACCGACAGCCUGAACCGAGCCAGUCAGAGCAUUGAGCGCUCGCACCGAAUUGCUGCUGAAACAGAUCAGAUUGGCACUGAUAUAAUUGAAGAACUUGGGGAGCAGCGGGAGCAAUUGGAACGCACCAAGAGCAGAUUGGUGAAUACAAGUGAGAACUUGAGCAAGAGUCGCAAGAUUCUACGUUCUAUGUCCAGGAGAGUAACCACUAAUAAGUUGUUGCUGUCAAUUAUCAUCAUCCUGGAACUGGCCAUCCUAGGAGGUGUGGUCUACUACAAGUUCUUUCGCAGCAGAUGAAUCUUCAUGACCGAGAUGAGUUUUUCCACUGUUGAGGAACCUGAUGGGCUGUCUGUUCCCUUUGACUGACGGAGGAUUGAACUGUCUCAUGAGACAGCGUGUGCAGAUGAAACUGUACAGACACUAGAAAGACAGAGAAUAGGAGUAAAAGGAAAAUGCAGAGACAGACUUGAACUACUGGUAAGACUAAUAAGAAGGUAAUAAUAUUUUAUUGUCUCAAUUUGUAAAUACUUAACUAAAUGAAUAAAUGCUGGUAUGUAAUAAAGUAGCCACCGA
Messenger RNA from Tauraco erythrolophus (red-crested turaco), 860 nucleotides. The record is from RefSeq and is a predicted model, not a curated record. NCBI's taxonomy places the organism in Eukaryota, Metazoa, Chordata, Aves, Musophagiformes, Musophagidae.